AUGAAAUUAAUCUGUCUGAUGAUUUUUAACGAUCAACAAUUUAAUCUAUUGCAUAUUACAUCAAAAUCAUUUAAUAAUUUAACCCAUGAAGAAGAAUGUGGUCCUGUUGUUAUAAGACAAAAUCGUGUCUGUUAUAUCAAUAUUCCAAGAAAAUUAACAGAUGAUAUUAGCAUUUAUACAGAAGAAGUUCAAUUACUUUAUCUUGUUCUACUGAAUGCAUUCAGUGAAUUUGGACAAUUCUAUGAUGAUAAAGAACAAUCACCUAUAUGGCCUUUACUUGAAAAAUCCGCUAAAAAUUCAGCUAAUUAA
This is a messenger RNA of Trichobilharzia regenti, 309 nucleotides long. NCBI's taxonomy places the organism in Eukaryota, Metazoa, Platyhelminthes, Trematoda, Strigeidida, Schistosomatidae. The record is from the annotation of a GenBank genome assembly.